Sinocyclocheilus grahami is the source of this 471-nucleotide messenger RNA. Its product is annotated as receptor-type tyrosine-protein phosphatase zeta-like. The coding region runs from base 32 to 454 and encodes 140 amino acids. Gene Ontology annotation, molecular function: carbonate dehydratase activity; zinc ion binding. Gene Ontology annotation, cellular component: plasma membrane. The record is from RefSeq and is a predicted model, not a curated record. NCBI's taxonomy places the organism in Eukaryota, Metazoa, Chordata, Actinopteri, Cypriniformes, Cyprinidae. The transcript has 3 exons.
ACAGAUAAGUACUGAGGAUAAUGAAAACUACAUGACCAUCAUUGAUGCAGUCAACAGUGUCAGCCGUUAUGGAAAGAGUGGCCCCGUCUCUCCGUUCACCCUGCAGGGUCUCCUGCCCAACUCCACAGAGAAGUACUUCAUCUAUAACGGCUCUCUGACAACCCCACCCUGCUCUGAGACCGUGGAGUGGAUCGUCUUCAAAAACACGGUGACCAUCUCAGAUGUUCAGCUGGAGAUGUUCUGUGAGGUGAUGACCAUGCAGCAGGCUGGAUAUGUCAUGCUUAUGGACUACCUGCAGAAUAACUACAGAGAGCAGCAGGAGCAAUUUAUGGGACAAGUCUUCUCAUCCUACACUGGCGUCGAGGAGGUCCACACUCCUAGUGCGUACUUCACAAACACACUUACACGCAUAAACAAACUAGGGAAGUAUGUGUCUGGAAUCAUUCACUCUUAAGGUCUUAAAGCAUUCAG